Molecule: messenger RNA, 1104 nt
Organism: Epinephelus fuscoguttatus (brown-marbled grouper)
Lineage: Eukaryota; Metazoa; Chordata; Actinopteri; Perciformes; Serranidae
Product: DNA-directed RNA polymerase II subunit RPB1-like
Exons: 3
Coding region: 1-1104 (367 amino acids)
Source: RefSeq, a predicted model, not a curated record
AUGCCCGGCAGCGGCCUCAGCCAGUCCGGCAUCAGAGAGGGAGAGGCGGCUCAGCUCAGGCUGCACAAUGGCCUCCGCUGCCAGGGACAGCCUGUCAUCACCAAACACUACCGAACGGACAGACACACAAACAGGCGUGGCUUUCCCCUCCCUCCUCCUUUUCCUCCUCCCCUCUCCUUCCCACUCUCUUCCCCUCUUCUCCCACUCACCUCCCCUGUCUCUCCCCUCGGCCCCGCCCCCUGCCACAAUGCUGUGGUCACGCUGCUGGUGGAGAGCCUGAGGAAGCAGAUUCUGGAAGGUGACCCUGCUGAGCCAGGGGACUUCUACCUGUCUCACACCUGCAGCCUCACACCUGCAGCCUCACACCUGCAGCCUCACCUGCAGCCCCACACCUGCAACCCCACACCAGCAGCCUCACCUGCAGCCCCACACCUGCAGCCUCACACCUUCACCCCUACACCUUCACCCCUACACCUGCAACCUCACACCUGCAACCCCAAACCUGCAGCCACACCUGCAGCCUCAUCUGCAGCCUCACCUGCAGCCUCGCACCUGCAGCCUCACACCUGCAGCCUCACACCUUCACCCCUACACCUUCACCCCUACACCUGCAACCUCACAGCUGCAACCCCAAACCUGCAGCCACACCUGCAGCCUCACCUGCAGCCCCGCACCUGCAGUCUCACACAUGUAGUCUCACACCUGCAGCCACACAGCUGCAACCCCACACCUGCAGCCUCACACCUGCAGCCUCACACCUGCAGCCUCACACCUGCAGCCCCACACCUGCAGCCUCACACCUGCAGCCUCACACCUGCAGCCCCACACCUGCAGCCUCACACCUGCAGCCUCACACCUGCAGCCUCACACCUGCAGCCUCACCUGCAGCCCCACACCUGCAGCCUCACACCUGCAGCCUCACACCUGCAGCCUCACACCUGCAGCCUCACACCUGCAGCCCCACACCUGCAGCCUCACACCUGCAGCCUCACACCUGCAGCCCCACACCUGCAGCCUCACACCUGCAGCCUCACACCUGCAGCCUCACACCUGCAGCCCUACACCUGCAGCCUCACACCUGCAGCUGGGACACCUGCAGUCUGA